CCCCUCCCUCCCGCACCGCCGCCCCUGCGCCUCUCCCCCCACCGGCGGCGCCGCCCUUGCCCGACCCUCGCCCACACCGGGGACGCUCUAUCGGCUCGCCGCCGCGCCUGCGGGCCACCACGGACAGCGCUCGCUUCCCCCCUCACCUCCCGCACCGCCGCCCCUCCGCCUGUCCUCCACCGGCGGCGCCGCCCCUGCACGGCCAGGCCCUCUCCCCCACCGCCGACGAUCGAUUUGCCUCCCCCCACCGCCGACGCUCGAUCUCCUUUCCGCCGAUUCUCUCCUCUCCGUGCAAGCCCCCAGCCCCAGUGAAGCCUAGGGUUUAGCGGCUAAACCACCGCGGCGCCGAUGGACAAGGACUCGGACCCCGCAGCCUCAAGCAAGCCUACCCAGAUGGACCUCGAGGAACAGACGGACGAGGGAAAGGGGAAAGCAGAGGAGGCGAGCAUGAAGAGCGAGGAGCUCGCGGACUCCAUCGGGGGCCUCUCUAUUGGCCCGGGGCGCACCAAUUUCAAGAAGAAGCCUGUGAUCAUCAUCGUCAUCGGCAUGGCCGGGACGGGGAAGACGACCUUGAUGCACCGGCUGGUGUGCGAUAUGCAAGCCUCAAACAAGAGGGGAUAUGUUGUCAACCUGGACCCUGCAGUGAUGACAUUGCCUUUCGGGGCCAACAUCGACAUCCGCGAUACGGUGCGGUACAAGGAUGUUAUGAAGGAGUAUGGUCUUGGUCCCAAUGGUGGCAUCCUCACCUCGCUCAACCUUUUUGCUACCAAGUUCGAUGAGGUUGUGUCUGUCAUUGAAAGACGUGCAGAUCAACUGGAUUAUGUACUUGUGGACACUCCUGGGCAGAUUGAGAUCUUCACUUGGUCGGCUUCUGGAGCCAUCAUUACUGAAGCUUUUGCAUCAACAUUUCCAACGGUUGUUGCAUAUGUUGUCGACACACCCAGAUCAACAAGCCCUGUUACUUUUAUGAGCAAUAUGCUUUAUGCGUGCAGUAUUCUCUACAAAACCCGCCUCCCUCUAGUCCUGACAUUCAACAAGGUUGAUGUCGCCAAGCACGAGUUUGCUAUCGAAUGGAUGGAAGACUUUGAGGCAUUUCAAACAGCUCUGGAGUCGGACAAAUCUUAUUCUGCUACAUAUACCCGUAGCCUCUCUCUGGUCCUUGAUGAAUUCUACAAGAAUCUACGCUCUGUUGGAGUAUCUGCGGUGGCUGGUACUGGAGUCAGUACAUUUUAUGAAGCUGUAGAAGCAAGCGCCAAGGAAUAUAUGGAAACCUACAGGGCUGAUCUUGACAAGAGGAUUGCUGAGAAGGAAAGAUUGGAGGCAGAACGCAGGAAGGAGAAUAUGGAAAAAUUGCAGAGAGAUAUGAUGAAAUCUAAAGGACAAACUGUGGUGCUUAGCACUGGUCUGAAGGACAAAAAUCCUGCUUCAGACAUGAUGGAUGAUGCUGAGGAUGAAGAAGAUGAGGAAUUUGAGGAGGAAUUCGAAAAGUCUGGUUUUGUUGUGGAUGAUGAAGACGAGGAAGAUGAAGGAGAAGAUGAGGAAGUGGCUCAUUUUGGCUUUUGAGAAUGGGAUCCCUGGGGUGUUCAUGAAGACUAUGAAUGCAAGGUGAUUGAAGACGACACCCCAAUUCCUAAGCAUGUUCCUCACAGCACCAGCCUGUUGCUCGUCCUGAGUAGUUCUUCAAGACACUUGAUGCUGUCAAAUCCUAUCCCGCUCUGCAGGGUGUUGCUCCUCCACAAGUGAAGGCAUAAAGAUGGGAGUCUUCACGAUUGUGGCAUUUCACAUAUUGCUGCGUUGAGUAGAGACUAGUUUCUUGUGUCAUUUGCCAGCAAUGUGCAGUCUCAACUUAGUGAUUUGACACAGUAGUUUUGCUGUCUCCCCUAAAACUUUUGCGGUGUAUCUCUAAUCACUCUCCAAUCCAAAGGCAACGCUGCAAUGUUAUACCUGCAGUUUCCCCAAUUUGGCCCAUCAGGUUUACUCUGGGCCCGGUUCGAAAA
This is a messenger RNA of Panicum virgatum (switchgrass), 1997 nucleotides long. RefSeq names its product GPN-loop GTPase QQT2-like. NCBI's taxonomy places the organism in Eukaryota, Viridiplantae, Streptophyta, Magnoliopsida, Poales, Poaceae. Gene Ontology annotation, molecular function: GTPase activity. The transcript has 7 exons. The record is from RefSeq and is a predicted model, not a curated record. The coding region runs from base 349 to 1563 and encodes 404 amino acids.